Molecule: messenger RNA, 2041 nt
Organism: Helianthus annuus (common sunflower)
Lineage: Eukaryota; Viridiplantae; Streptophyta; Magnoliopsida; Asterales; Asteraceae
Product: pentatricopeptide repeat-containing protein At3g29230
Exons: 1
Coding region: 77-1879 (600 amino acids)
Biological process (GO): RNA modification
Molecular function (GO): RNA binding; protein binding
Source: RefSeq, a predicted model, not a curated record
UUUCCCAAAUAUUCCGGAUAACAUCACCACGAUUCUUACAUGGACGAUAUCUCCUCCAUCUCCGUUAUCACCCAAAAUGCAAGUCCCCACCCAAAUCCGCUCACCGGCGUUUGUCUCCACGCGCCGCCUCCUCGAACAAAAACUCUCCGACCUCCACAACUGCACUAACCCACACCACUUAACCCAACUUCACGCCCUAAUUUACAAACACAAUCUCCACCAAGACCCCUUCAUCAUCCCCAAAUUACUCACCUCUUACUCCCUCCGCCGGAACAUCUCCUCCGCCCUCAAAGUCUUCCACCAAGUCAACGACCCCAACGUCCAUCUAUUCAACACUAUGAUCAGAGCACAUAUUCACAACAAUCAGCCUGCACACGCGUUUGAUACCUUUUUCUUGAUGCAAGAUUAUGGUGUUCGUGUUGAUAAUUACACCUACCCUUUUUUAUUAAAGGGUUGUGUGGGUAAGAAUGAGUUGAAUUUGGUUAAAAUGAUACAUACCCAUGUGUUGAAACAUGGGUUUUGUGCGGAUGUUUAUGUGCCCAAUGCGUUGAUUGAUUCGUACUGUAGGUCUGGGGUGGUGGGUGUUGAGGAGGGUUGGAAGGUGUUUUGUUGGAUGGAGGGUAAGGAUGUUGUUUCUUGGAAUACUAUGGUUGGUGGAUUGUUGAAAGCGAAUCGGUUGGGGGACGCACGCCAAGUGUUUGAUGAAAUGCCUGAACGAGAUUUGGUUAGUUGGAACACGGUUUUGGAUGGGUAUGCGAAAGCGGGACGGUUGGAUGAGGCGUUUGAGUUGUUUGAGAGGAUGCCUGAGCGGAAUGUGGUGUCGUGGUCGACGAUGCUUAGUGGGUAUAGUAAGGCGGGGGAUAUGGAUAUGGCACGCAUGUUGUUCGAUAAAAUGCCGGUUAAGAAUUUGGUUUCGUGGACGAUUAUGAUCGCGGGGUAUGCGGGGAAGGGGAUGGCGAAGGAGGCGAUUGAGUUGUAUGAGCGGAUGGAGGAAGCAGGGUAUCGACCGGAUGAUGGAGCUAUUAUUAGUAUUUUAGCUGCCUGUGCGGAGUCGGGUUUGCUUUGGUUGGGUAAACUCGUUCAUCAAUCGAUUAAACGGUAUAAGUAUCAAUGUAGUACGCUAGUCGAAAACGCUUUAAUCGAUAUGUACGCGAAAUGCGGCAGCUUAAACAAGGCGUUAAACAUCUUUAAAGCGAUGCGUAAGAAAGAUUUAGUGUCGUGGAACGCGAUGAUUCACGGGUUAGCGAUGCACGGGCAUGGAAGCGAAGCGCUUGAUCUUUUUUCGAAAAUGAAACAAGAAGGAUUUAUUCCAGAUAAAGUCACAUUCGUUGGUGUGUUAUGCGCGUGUACUCAUGGCGGUUAUGUCGACGAAGGGAUACAAUACUUCUACACCAUGGAACAAGAUUACGGGGUCCCACCGGAAAUCGAACAUUACGGUUGCGUGAUCGAUCUUUUAGGCCGUGGAGGACGUCUUCAAGAAGCGUUUAGGUUAGUUAGAACCAUGCCGGUUGAACCAAACGUUAUCAUAUGGGGCGCGUUGUUGGGAGCCUGCAGACUCUAUAACGCCGUGGAACUUGCGCAGGACGUGUUGGAACACUUGGUUAAGUUAGAACCGCAAAAUGCGGGUAAUUAUUCGAUGUUGUCCAACAUAUAUGCUGCAACUGGGAACUGGGCGGGUGUUGCGGAUGUAAGGUUGAAGAUGAAAAACACGGGCAAUGAAAAACCGUCAGGGGCUAGUUUGAUUGAGUUGGAAGACGGGGUUCACGAGUUUACGGUCAAGAACGCUACGCAUCCUGCGUCGGAUAAGAUAUACCAGAUGGUUGAUGGAUUGAGUGGUCAUAUUGAGAAAGUUGAUUAUUGGCCUGAUGUGAUAUACUAAGGUAUGCUGACUUUACUGAUCUUGUUGUAUCUAUAUUCAUACCGAAUUCGUGUUCGUCGUUAGCCAUAAUCAUAAUAUACAUCUGGAUAAACAUGUUAUGAUGGGAUUCAUUAUGUAAUUACCUUUGUUAUUACUUGGUAUACAUGAAAUGUUUUGAUCCUG